AUAAUAAUGAGAUUAGCUUUUAACAAAGGAAAAGACCAUAUAAUUAACGCAAUGGGGGUCACAGAACAACUCUUGAGGAUGAUGCCAAGCCACGAGAAAAGAGCGGCAAUUAAGAGUUUAAUGAUUCAGGACAUUAAGCAGCACAAAAGUGCUACAGAGAGUUUCUAUGAGGCCACAAAGGAAAUUCUUCCCAAUGUUGAAGAGAGUGUUGAGAAGAGCUUGCUUGAGAAGUAUGUCAACGCUUUCGGUAAUCAUGCUGAUAGAAAAGAGAUCUAUCAACACUAUCUUAACAGAGAGAGCGAUUUUGAGGAAAUUAAAGAAAAAGAAGCAGAUUUUGUUGCUUCUAAUGCUACCCUCGACCCUUUUGAGACUCUCAAAGGCAAGGAAAGAGAAUUUGACAAUAAAGAGCUUAAAGAGCAAAACAAUAUUUUCUGCAGUUCUGAUGGCCAAGGGCUUCGGUAUCAUACUUUAGAUACUAUUGGAAAAUACACCGUAUUUCCUGAAGCCCACUGGAAGAGAAUGUUCCCUAGGGAAUCACCAGGGGAAUUUGGAGAUAACGAAUUAAACCCAUCAGGCAAAUAUGCUAUCAUGUGCACUGAGGAGAACCUCAAACUAACCUAUGACCUUGCUAGAAGAACCCUUCCCAAGGAGAGAUCGAUUGAUUAUGAAGACUUAAUUAAGAGAAGUACUGACUUAAAGGAGAUCCUUAAAGAUGAAGUAGUCUUCGUACAGCUCUAUCAAGAUUUCUGCCUAGAUCUACUAGACGUAAUGAAAGAGAGAGAUCCUCAAGGCCUGAGCAAGGUAUAUGACAGCCCUUCCAUCUUUGAUGGGGUGAUAGGUAUUCUUCUUAGAGAACUCAGGAAAAAGCCUGUCCGGAAUUUUAUUCUCUACCAGCCAACACGAAAGAAGAUCAUGAAUGAGUUCACCGACAUGUUGGAGGAUCUUUUUGAGUCUCAAGAAGUCGAACUUAAAGAACUAAAAGAUGUAAUUGAACUUAAAAGGAUCCUUGAGGUCACCCUCAACAAGGCUGACAUGGAUCAUUUAACUGAGUUCUCAGAGCUUAACCACGAUAGUAAGAAAUACAAGAUGUAUCUGCAGGGUCACCAGAAAUAUUGAUUCCACUUUUGGAGGCCAGAAGAUAUGAGAGAAAACUCUCUACAGAGCUUUAAGGGAUUCAACACAGGAUGUUAUGUUUGGGGAAAGCAAGGUUCUGGAAAAUCUGGAACAUUGGCUUAUGUGACAGCAUGGGCUCAUGAAAACAAUUGGGUUGUUAUCAAUAUUCCCAGAGCUAGUAAAUACACUAGUAAUAGAGUCAAAAUUGAGAGACAUAUUAACGGCCUUCAUCUUCAAGAUCAGCUUGCAAAAGAGCUUUUGGAAGAUCUUAGAGUAUCAAAUCAGGACCAAUUUGAGAAAAUUAAGGUUGAUCAUAGUAUUUACGGGAAAACGGACAAGACUGGAGUUCAUGAUAGUGAGUAUGCCACUUGUCACACCAGCAAUAAAGGAAUCCAAAAUUUUAGAGAGCACGACUCCAGAAAAAGAAUUUGGAAUGAUGCAUGGAAAGAGCAUCUUACAGAGCUUGAGAGGAAACAGAUCGCAAAAGAUACUCCUAAAAUGCUUGAGAGAAUAUCUCAUUUCCUAAAAGAGCCUAAAACAUUGCUAGAAAUUGCAGAUUAUGGGAUUGAGAAUCCUGAAUUUGCUACAUGUGCCAUCGCUGAGAUUGUCAAUCAGCUUUAUAGCACAGAUGAAGCAAAUGUUUUAAUAUCUAUUGAUGGAUAUACUGACUGGUUCAGACCAUCAGAGUACACCUCUUUUAAGUAUGCAGACUCAGGCUAUUCUGUUCCUCCUUGCGAUAUUGCCAUUCCAAGACUUUUCAUGAAGUUUGAUGGACAUAAGAUUAGGAAUGGAUUUAAGAUUUGUGCAGCUACCCAAGAGCCUCACUCCAAACAAAAAAUUACUCCAGAGACUUUUGAAUCCCCAAAGUGAUACAAUGUUGAGAUGGGCCCUUUACCUCUUAACGAAUUUAAGAAUGCAGUGCUUUUUUCCCAACUCGACAGCGAGACAUACACAGAUGUACAAGAAUGCUACUUGGAGAAGAUGCACAUAGAGACUCAGGGAUAUUGGAAAGGAGUAAACUAAACUGACUGCAAAUACCACUCUCUAAAUAUUU
This is a messenger RNA of Moneuplotes crassus, 2167 nucleotides long. The record is from the annotation of a GenBank genome assembly. Lineage: Eukaryota; Ciliophora; Spirotrichea; Euplotida; Euplotidae.